This is a messenger RNA of Dibothriocephalus latus, 426 nucleotides long. The record is from the annotation of a GenBank genome assembly. Lineage: Eukaryota; Metazoa; Platyhelminthes; Cestoda; Diphyllobothriidea; Diphyllobothriidae.
AUGUUGUCUUCCACUGAUCCUGUUAUUUAUGACUUAUGCCUUAAAGAGCAAAAGCGACAGAAGGAAGGUCUAGAGCUUAUCGCAUCUGAAAACUUUGUGAGCGGGGCCGUUAUGGCUGCGUUAUCCUCGUCCUUCCACAACAAGUAUUCCGAAGGCCAGGUAGGCGCUAGAUAUUAUGGCGGAACGGAGUAUGUGGACGCAAUGGAGAGCCUGUGUAUAGAACGCGCGCUGAAGCUUUUCAAUCUAUCGCCAGAAGAUUGGGGCGUUAAUGUCCAACCCUACAGUGGGUCCCCAGCCAACUUUGCCGUUUAUACGGGUCUUGUUGGCCCCCAUGGACGAAUAAUGGGGCUUUCGCUUCCUGAUGGAGGCCAUCUAACUCACGGAUUCUUCACAGCCAGUGGGAAAAAGGCAAGUAAAUGUUUCUAG